Molecule: messenger RNA, 1011 nt
Organism: Penicillium pulvis
Lineage: Eukaryota; Fungi; Ascomycota; Eurotiomycetes; Eurotiales; Aspergillaceae
Exons: 3
Coding region: 1-1011 (336 amino acids)
Source: RefSeq, a predicted model, not a curated record
AUGAUGCGCAGAAAACAAAUAAAAUCUCCUUCGUCCUCGGAAUCGUCUUAUUACCCCUCUUCGCUUAGCAGUUCAUUCUCAGGGCUCUCCUCUCCUUCACCUCGUUUGUCACCGAGGGACCAUCUUGAAACUUUGAUUCUGAGGCACGGUUACCCCACUCCGGUCUCCCUGUCCUCCUUGCGGGACUUGACCUCCACCUCGUCAACUUAUAAUCCCCCAUCCCCACGCUACUACCGUUCCGAUUCUCCUCCCACCGAAGCGUUUGAAUCUCUUGCUCUCUCCUCCUCUACUCGUCCAAUUCCCAUCCCCAGACGAGCAAUUCGAGUCUACGACGACGAUCUGCCUGUCACACCGCUCACGGGCCGCUUCGAUCACGACGAUUAUUUGGACGAUUGGGAACGUGCCUCCUUGUCCGCCAAAUCCCGGCACAUUUUGCCCCCACGACCAUCCGGCCGCCGCGGCCGAUACUCAAGCAUGCGUUCUGAUACAUCUCCCUUCUACUCGCCGGUUGCUUCGCCCACUAUGUCGCCUAGACGGCCCAGUUCACCCCAACCUUCACGCUCCUCGCGUGCCCAACCUUCAGCCAAGGCCAUGCCGGGCUUCCAUCUCGGAACUUUGCCCCGCUUCCACCCCGCGGUCUAUCAGCCUGGUCCUACCUCUCACACUGUGACGGGCCAACCGCCCUCGCCUCGCCAAUCCCGCCAAUCCCAUGGAUACCGCACCACUUCGGGAUCGAGGGAGAUGAAACUUCAGUACCGUGAUCUCUUGGAUGGUACAAGCCAGGGACCGUCCGCGCCGCGCCUGGACCCACUUCUCAGUCCCGGCCCGGUCACUCCCCUUGUCCUCGAAGCAGGCGAUUACCUCGCCGCCGGAUCUCUCGGCAAUGAUCUUGCCAUGCGGGAAGCCACUUCCCAGCAUGUCGGACCCCCUCCAGAGCUGGUGGAGAAGCUGAUUGCCCGAGAAAAAGAAAAGGCUCGCCAGAAGAGCCGCAAAUCUCCCAAGGGCCGAUGA